CUCCUACUACCAAAAAAAAAUCGUCUCUGGUUCUCUUUCUUUGUUAACAAACCCAUCGAAAGAAUUGAUCAAUGGAAUGAAACUUUAUUCCUCUUCUUCCUCUAAACUCUUUGGUCAAUUCCUUCUUCUUUCAAUUCGAUUGUGUGCUAAGAUCCAUCUUGGGGUAUAAUCAGAAUCUUGUUGCCCCGGAUCUGGACUGGCAUCAUCAUCGACAUCCUUCUCUUUCUUCAAUUCGGUAAGAGUUCUUCGAGCAGACUCUAGAUUCGGUUUAAACCAAUUGUUUUUUUGUUGUCGUGUUCUUGCUCUCAAUUUCUGGGUAACCAAGUUUGAGCUUAUUCCUUUUGAUUCUGCUCGGAUCUCUGAUUCUUUUAGUGCAAGACGACAAGUGAUGAAAAGACAGAGACAAAGGCUUCAAGUUUGUUGAUAACCCUGUCUAAAGAGUUACCUUGAGAGAUUCUGACAUAACAGGAAAAAAAGUUAAAAUACUCAACACUUGCUUGGAAUUUAAAACCCUUAAAAUAGUUUUUUAGUGAUUUGGUUUUGAAAAUUUUCUAUUUCUUUUGCAGGUCAUAAGAAGAAAAGACUUUAUUAGUCUGUCUCUAUGGAUACAGAUCUGAUCAGCAGUCUACCCGAUGAUGUUCUUGGCAAAAUCCUGUCUUUAGUUCCGACAAAGCUUGCUGCUGCAACGUCGGUUCUGUCCAAGAGGUGGAGGAAUCUGCUUCCUCUUGUAGAUAGCCUCGAUUUUGAUGAAUCCAUGCUUUUUUAUCCCGACAACAAAGACGGAGAAGACGAAGCAUCUAGUGACGAGAGUGGUCUACGUCGACGUCAUCGCUUCUCUCAUUUCGUGGACAAAACGCUUGCUCUGUUAAACAAUGCUCCGCUUAUCAAGAAAUUCUCUCUGAAAUGCUUUUAUGAAAAUGAUGAAGCUCGUAUCAACAGUUGGAUUCGCACCGCUCUAGAACGUGGCUGCUUGGAGCUAAAAUUAGAGGCAGCCAAUUAUCUAUGUAUAGAUUCUCAGUAUUUCACUAGCAACACACUGGUUAAACUCACCAUUUCCGAUGGAUUUUAUCCUGAAGGCCAUCUUCCUUUUGGGGGUGUGUUUUUCCCUGCGCUCAAAACACUUACUCUCGUUGAAGUUUCGUUUGCAAGUCGUGACAUGCUUGAAUUCUUCAUCCAUGGAUGCCCUGCGCUUGAGGAAUUAUUCCUAUGCGUUUGGAUGCAAUACUUGUCAAGUCCAAAUGUCAAGCGAGUUACCAUCACUAGUGAUUUUGAUGAUAAUGUUUACCAACUUCCUAGCAUUAGGAUUAAGACACCGAGUCUUAUGUACCUUGACUACUCGAGUUAUGUCGCGGGAGAUUAUUAUGUUGUUUUGGAUUCGCUAGUCGAAGCUAGACUGGAUCUUCGAUUAUAUGAGUCAAUCAUCUAUGAUGAUGAUGGUUCAUUGUGGAAUGAAGAAGUUUUUGGCAAUGUUACGAAUCUGAUUGAGGGGAUCAGAACCAUUAAGAGCCUUCACUUGUCUCCUAAUUCUCUAGAGGUGUUUUACUUUUGUUGUGAUUCGGAUUUCAUGCCGGUGUUGGAAGAUCUCGUUAAUUUAGCUAUCGAAAGUGACAAGGAAAAAGGCUGGGAAGUAAUGCCAAGCCUGCUCAACAAGUCCCCAAAUCUACAAACUUUAGUCAUCAAGGGUCUUGUGCACAGAGUUACAGAUUGUUGUGGAGACGCGUGCGCUUGCAUCCGUAUGAAGGACAGGGAGAUAGUAUCCUGUUUGUCGAGGUGUCGAGUGAAGGUGCUUGAGAUUCUUGGGUACGGAGGAAGUUUUAGAGAGCUGAAACAGAUGAGGCAUUUCUUGGGGAAGUUGAGAUGUCUUGAAACUGUGAAAGUUGGCGUUAAAGAGGACAGCAAAAAGAGUAACUACUUGGUAGCUAAUGUAAUGGCUCUCCCCAGAGUUUCAUCAAAAUGCAAAAUUCAGUUCAUCUGAUUUUUCCCUCUUUCUCUUUCUCUCUCGUGGUUAUGCAUUUGUUUUAUAGUUUAAAGUUUAGAAAUUUGUUUUUGCAAAAGCAUAUAUGCAUUCUUUUCAAAAUUUCGUUUAAAAAAGAUGAUCUAGAGAAACAGUAAUUAUGAUA
Molecule: messenger RNA, 2120 nt
Organism: Arabidopsis lyrata subsp. lyrata
Lineage: Eukaryota; Viridiplantae; Streptophyta; Magnoliopsida; Brassicales; Brassicaceae
Product: F-box protein At4g27050
Exons: 4
Coding region: 602-1975 (457 amino acids)
Molecular function (GO): protein binding
Source: RefSeq, a predicted model, not a curated record